Messenger RNA from Drosophila biarmipes, 881 nucleotides. It is a transcript of the gene Sgt1, whose product is annotated as protein SGT1 homolog. Gene Ontology annotation, biological process: protein stabilization. Lineage: Eukaryota; Metazoa; Arthropoda; Insecta; Diptera; Drosophilidae. Gene Ontology annotation, molecular function: protein-folding chaperone binding. The transcript has a single exon. The coding region runs from base 167 to 709 and encodes 180 amino acids. The record is from RefSeq and is a predicted model, not a curated record.
AUGUCUAAUACACAUCCUACAUCGAAUCUGCUUUAUUGUCAUACAUCCGACAUCCGAUAAUUCUGGAUAAUUCCAUAUAAAACCCAAUCCCCGUUUGGUGGGCGAAAUAGAGGAACAGGGGUCUCCCCAAUUGAGUAGCAGCACUGUGCAACUGAGAGCCAGCAAGAUGUCCGUGCGCCACGACUGGUACCAGUCCGAGACAAAGGUGGUCAUCACCGUGCUCCUGAAGAACGCCGCCGACAAGAACUACGCGGUGGAGAUCUCGCCAAGCCGCGUCCACAUGACCGCCGACGGCUACGAGCUGGACCUGAAGCUGCAGCACCCCAUCGUGCCGGAGCGGUCCUCGCACAAGGCCUUUCCCUCCAAAGUGGAGAUCACGCUGGCCAAGGAGACGGGCGUGCGCUGGGAUAACCUGGAGGAGAAGGCCGUGGUGGCGGCCGCUCCCGCCAAGCCCAAGGCCAAGAACUGGGAUCAGCUGGUCAGCGAGGAGGAGAAGAUCGACGAGAAGGAGGCCAAGGGCGAGACGGCCCUCAACAACCUGUUCAAGAAGAUCUACAGCACAUCCUCGCCCGAGGUGCAAAAGGCCAUGAACAAGUCCUUCUCGGAGUCCGGCGGCACCGUUCUCAGCACCAACUGGGACGAGGUGGGCAAGGAGAAGGUCACCGUGAAGCCGCCAGAUGGAACCGAGUUCCGCGAGUGGGAGAAGUAGGUCGAAUCACCCUGCCCACAUCCCCUGUAUUUAUAAAGUCAGAGAGAGAUUAGAGAGAAGCACUUAAUAUAUAUAUUUUUACGCAUGGAUCGGUCGACGACCAAGGAGAAACGUUACAAACGAACCGAAAAUAACAAGAGCUGUUCUGAAUAAAUUUGAUUUAAGCAUUGCA